Messenger RNA from Saxophila tyrrhenica, 888 nucleotides. RefSeq lists its product as uncharacterized. The record is from RefSeq and is a predicted model, not a curated record. NCBI's taxonomy places the organism in Eukaryota, Fungi, Ascomycota, Dothideomycetes, Mycosphaerellales, Extremaceae. The transcript has 3 exons. The coding region runs from base 1 to 888 and encodes 295 amino acids.
AUGAGCUACGUCGUGCCAGACAAGAGGCCGGUGGAUUGGUCGCGGAUCUGGGACGGAUGUCCGCGUGAUCCCGACUUCGAACCGCAAGACAACACUCCGGUUGAUUCGAGAGAGGUCGGCCUUCUGCCGUGGUCGCAAGGCGGUCAUUCGGCCACAGCGGUGUUCCGUGAGCUGUUCUUCGGCGUGUCCAGCACACAUCCAGCGAUGGUUGACAUUCCCGAUCAUCCUCUGGUAUUGCGCGAGAUGGGCCACCCCGACACUGUCCAAGGCUCACACCCUAUGGAGGCAUCCUUCCAGGCCUCCGCGGCCGAUCAGCAAGACCAACAAAACCCACAAACUCACCAGGGGUUCCCAGAAGCAAGCGAACCUCCAGUGAUGUCAGGCGCCGAGCUCGAUAAGUGGGUGCAGGACUUCACAAACACUCUGCCGCUCAUCCUGAACCUCCUUGAUGGUUACAGCCAACAGGACGUCCAAAGCAUUUCGUCUCCACGCAACACACCGGUCCAGCGCAUCUUCCUACAGCAGAUGGCUCGUGUUGCACAACAGGAUCAGCCCCAGCAGGUUGGCACGCAAUCAAAGCCACCAGCGUUCGGAUUCCAGUAUCAGCGGCACCAGACCGACGGUGUGGACACGCCUGAUCCGACCGGAGCGCAUAUGGGUCUCGGUCAGCAGCCUGCAUCAACAGCCCCGAGUGCUCCAGGACUUGAUGUUCCUGAUCAAUCUCAGUAUCAGCGCGCCGUCCCCUUCCCUUAUGGGUCUGCUUACCCGCCACGGUCUGCUCCACAGCUGCAACAAGCAGUCCUUUUCACAAGUGGGUCACCAUUGGGGAAUCAGAACGCCCCACAGCUGCAACAAGCGCUCUCGUCCACGACCCUCCCUACGUCCUAA